AUGGAGGCAAUGGUCAAAGGCAAGCGGGAGAGGCCGGACCGCUUUCCCAAGUUCAUCACCUGCCCAAGUGAAAUGGUGGCGCUGUCGAUUGCGGACGGCUACGCGCGUGUCACCGGAGAACCUCAAGCCGUCAUUGUGCACGUCGACGUUGGAACACAGGCACUCGGAUGUGCCGUACACAAUGCCAGCGUCGGCCGCGCGCCUGUGCUCAUUUUUGCCGGUCUAUCCCCAUGCACGCUGGAAGGCGAAUAUCGCGGGAGCAGAACCGAGUUCAUUCACUGGCUACAAGACGUCCCGGACCAGAAAGCGAUAGUGUCACAAUACUGUCGCUACACCGCCGAAGUGAAAAAAGGCAAGAACAUCAAACAGGUGGUGAACCGGGCGUUGAGUUUCGCCACAAGUGAGCCUCGUGGGCCAGUCUACUUGCAAGGGGUGCGCGAGGCCAUGGAAGAGGUCAUUGAGCCGUACGAGAUCCGACAGGAGUUUUGGAGCCCCGUGGAACUUGGUGGCCUAACACCGAGACACCUCGACAUCGUGGCUAAAGCCUUGGUCUCCGCGCGAGAACCUCUGGUUAUCACGGGCUAUUGCGGACGAGAUACUGCCGUAGUACCCUUACUCGUGGAGUUGGCCAACAUUAUCAAGGGCUUACGUGUUCUCGACACCGCCGGCUCGGACCUUUGCUUCCCUGCAGAUCAUCCUGGCUGGUUGGGAGUGAGGUACGGAUCGGACGAGGCCAUACGUACAGCCGAUGUGAUAAUAGUACUCGAUUGCGAUGUGCCGUGGAUCAACACGCAAUGCAAGCCCGCCGAUGCUGCCAGGAUCAUCCAUUUCGACGUCGACCCUUUAAAACAGCUAAUGCCUCUCUUCUACAUCGACGCGAUACUACGUUGUCGCGUCAACAUCGCCGUUGCUCUUGGCCAGAUCGUCCAGUAUCUAAAGACCGGGCUCGCGGACCGAAUCAACGCAAACCAGGAACAAUACACAAGACGCUGGUCGGCCCUUCAAGCGUCAUACACCCAAAGGCUCGCUGCGAUAGCUUCACAGGCCGAGCCGAACCAGGACGGCUCGUUCGGAUGUGACUUCCUGAUUUCGCAAGUCCGGAAGGCAUGUCCGAAAGACACCGUCUGGGUCAUCGAAGCCGUCACCAACACAUUCACCGUGUCCGAUCAGCUCCAGGCAACACUACCGGGAAGCGUGUUCAGCGCGGGUGCGGGCGGCCUGGGUUGGUCGGGAGGUGCAGCUCUUGGUAUCAAAAUGGCGACCUCUGCCCAGAACGGAGGCAAAGGCAAGUUUGUGUGCCAGAUCGUCGGCGAUGGCUGCUUUCUCUUCUCCAUCCCUGCCAGCGUGUACUGGAUUGCGCAGAGGUACGAGAUACCCGUGUUGACCAUAGUGCUCAAUAACAAUGGCUGGAACGCCCCUCGUAAGUCUCUGCUGCUUGUCCACCCGGACGGAUUGGGGUCCAAAGUCAGCAACGAAGAGCUCAACAUCUCAUUUGCGCCUAAUCCGGAUUACGCGACCAUUGCAAAGGGUGCAUCAGGAGGAAAAUGCUGGGUGGGCCGAGUCGAUACCGUGGAGGAAGUGGCACGAAUGCUGCCCGAGGCCGUGGACGCCGUACAACACGGCGUUUCCGCUCUAUUGGACGCUCGUAUAGCAGGUACUUCUGUACGAUGA
Molecule: messenger RNA, 1671 nt
Organism: Cladophialophora psammophila CBS 110553
Lineage: Eukaryota; Fungi; Ascomycota; Eurotiomycetes; Chaetothyriales; Herpotrichiellaceae
Exons: 2
Coding region: 1-1671 (556 amino acids)
Biological process (GO): L-valine biosynthetic process
Cellular component (GO): acetolactate synthase complex; mitochondrion
Molecular function (GO): thiamine pyrophosphate binding; acetolactate synthase activity; flavin adenine dinucleotide binding
Source: RefSeq, a predicted model, not a curated record